Molecule: messenger RNA, 564 nt
Organism: Closterium sp. Yama58-4
Lineage: Eukaryota; Viridiplantae; Streptophyta; Zygnematophyceae; Desmidiales; Closteriaceae
Source: the annotation of a GenBank genome assembly
AUGGACGCAUUCCGCAACGCUGUGGACGCCGUCGCGGCGAUCUUGCGCCGCGUGCUGCUGCGCGACCCGAGCAACCGACGCGAGGCGUGCACGUGGCUCGCGGCGCUAAUCGGCCAUGUGCACCUCCCGCCCGCGCUGCGCCGCGCGCUCGUCUGCCAGCUGGUGGCGCGCAGCGGAUCGCUCGCCCCUGGUAAGGCCGGCGGGAAAGUGCGCCUGAUUCCCGAAACACCCCCGUUUCCUAUCCGCUCGCUUGUCUGCCAGCGGAUCGCUGGCCGCUGGAGAGCUGGGGGGGAAGGCCGGGGGAAGGCCGGGGGGAAGGCCGGGGGGAAGGCCGGGGGGAAGGCCGGGGGAAAGGCCGGGGGAAGGCCGGGGGAAGGCCGAGGGGAGGUUGCAUUUCUUCCCAACACCUUCAUCCCACGUGCCUCUGACCGCUCUCUCAUUCCACUCUCUCAUUCCGCUCUCUCAUUCCGCUCUCUCAUUCCGCUCUCUCAUUCCGCUCUCUCAUUCCUCUCUCUCAUUCCGCUCUCUCAUUCCGCUCUCUCAUUCCUCUCUUCCCUCCCCUGA